Mycena indigotica is the source of this 1278-nucleotide messenger RNA. RefSeq lists its product as uncharacterized. The transcript has 2 exons. Bases 1 to 1278 code for a protein of 425 amino acids. The record is from RefSeq and is a predicted model, not a curated record. NCBI's taxonomy places the organism in Eukaryota, Fungi, Basidiomycota, Agaricomycetes, Agaricales, Mycenaceae.
AUGUCGCGCUCGCCGAUCGAGCUUCGCUUCGAGGGCUCCCAAACGUCAACAUUCUCCGCGCGAAUGUGGAGAAUACCUGGCGUCGAUGGCCCCUUUACAGCCUUGCACACCACUGAACAUGCUUUCACCAUUGCGCCGAACUCCGUGUUCAUCAACAACUAUGCGGGCUACCACAGGACAGUAAUGAAGCUGGACGAGGCGAAAAGAUGGGGACUUGUGGAGGAUUCGCGCCUCGUCUUUGCGCGCGCAAGAGCGUCAAAUGGCCAACUGUUCUGCCUAAGGUUCAUUUUCCAUGCGGACCGGGUGGCGCGCAAAGGGGACCCGACGCGGAAUCAGCGAUUCAUACGUGCGCUCAUUGACGACGCCAAGUUUUAUCUCGAAAAUCUUCAAACGGUGGCGGGGGUACUUGUGCCACAGAACUACGGCAUGUGGGUUAUGGACACGGGCGACUGGGCGGGGAAAGUGCUAUUCAGCCUCACGGAAUGGUGCGGCAUUCCCUGGAAGACUCUCAUUGGAACCAAACUCGAUACGAGGGCUAAUCGACAGCUCGUGGCAAGGACUUUGGAAAUGUUCCACGACCUCGGCGUCAAGAUCAACGGCAAACGUCAUCUGGGAAGUGAUGAAGAUUUCACGCAUAUCCUCCUCGACAUAGACGACCCCCACCCAACGUCCGAAAUGGCAGCAUCCGGCCAGGCGCGCUGCUUCAUUGCUGACUUUGCACACGCAAAGCGACACAAAUGCAGGCGCACUCUGCCACUCGUCUCUCUCGGCAACGACGCAUUCAAUCUCCUCGUAUCCUCGUUGAGGCUCAAUAUGUGUUGCCGUGAGCUGGAGAACGCCGCGUUCCUACUGGGGUUGAUGCCCGCUCGCCCAUAUAAAACUGAUCCACCAGAAACACCAAUCGAGGAAGCAAUAAAAUGGCACGCUGAUUAUUCUGCGGCACACCCCUCGUACCCUAAUUCGGUCGUCCUCAUUGCGCAACGUGCCGCGCUCUUCCCCAGCUCCCUGCCACUCUACCCUGGGCUCGAGGUUUCUGGUCCAUCGAAAGAGAAUGUAGAUGUCAAGCUCACGUUAUACGAUCGGAGUCAGGGUUUUAUCAAUCCUACUAGAUUCCUCAAAUGUUUUUCGCGUGAAGACUAUGAGUAUCAUUUAUGGGGAGACAAGAUGGAAGUGAAGCCUGUUGCCCUAAAUGCACAACCUCCGAGAGAGUUGUUAGAAUCAGCUGACGAUGAUAGUGACUCAGACAGUACUAGCAGUCGGAGCGACUCAGACUAUUGA